This is a messenger RNA of Cyclopterus lumpus (lumpfish), 1535 nucleotides long. It is a transcript of the gene ribc1, whose product is annotated as RIB43A domain with coiled-coils 1. Bases 195 to 1460 code for a protein of 421 amino acids. The transcript has 8 exons. Lineage: Eukaryota; Metazoa; Chordata; Actinopteri; Perciformes; Cyclopteridae. The record is from RefSeq and is a predicted model, not a curated record.
GUUUAUCGCGAGACCAAUGGAACGGUUCUCAUGACCACAGUAUUGUGCCCCGUAUGCUACAACUAACAUUAAAGUAGAUUAUCUGAGUUCGCCAAAAAUGUAUGUUGGUUUCAUCGAAGGUUAAUGUUUGGUUCCGGUCCAAUUAGCUUUGUUACAAAGCACGAAGCAUGCAGCUACAUGUAUCUUGAGUUACCAUGGUUACCAAGGGCAUACAAACACAACAGGAUCAGACUCACCCUACUGUGUCAGCGCCACACUGGACACAAGUAACUAAAUUAAGCAGAUUGGUCGGGUACAUUUGGUACAUCAGAGAAACUGAGAAAAUGUACAAAGUGGAUUUGCCUGUAGACCCAUCCGUAGAAAACGCAGUGGAGAUGCGAAGGUCUGCAGAAACAGCACGCAAGGCCCGGAUCUUCAACACCCGGCUGCGUGUGUUGGGCCUCGAUCUUGAUGCUCUCAACCAACAGGUCCAGGAGAAAAAACAUCAGCAAAACAUGGAGAAACAAAGGGACAAAGCUUUCGAUAAGCUGAGAGAAUAUCAUGAUGUAGCACUGCUUCAGCAAGAUAUUGAUGGAAGAGAGAAGCAAGCAGCUUUACACACUGACCUGACCAAGUAUUGGGCCACUCAUCAACGUGUAGAGGAUACACGUGAUGCUGAUCUCAAGUGUGGCCUGAAGGGGGCAUUCAGGAGCACCAUUCCAGAGGCUGAGCUGGGGCCUGCCAGUAUGAAAAUAUUUCAGGGAGAGGGUAUCGGAGAAGAGCAGAGGAGGAGAGAACAAAACAAAAAGACAGACAGAGAUCUGCGAGCACAGAAGGAAGACAAUGAGAGAAGGCUCUUGGUAGAGAAGCACAGAGAGAUGCUGGUGAGCAAAGAGCUGGUGCAUCAAGACUGUCGGGGGCUUCAGCUACGUACACUAGAGGAGGAGUGUAAGAAAGCUGCCCACGUUGCACUCAACAACUACAAUCAAGCUCUGGCUGCCGAGCAGACAGAGACACUGAAGGAGCAGCACCGUAGAGAGGAGAGGGAGAAUCUUGCAGAGAUGCGGCACACUCUGACAUCCAACAUGAUGACAGAGUGUGCAGAGGCAGCGGCAAGAGAGGUGGGAGGAGGGAGGCUGCCACUGGUUCUGGUAGACAGAUGGAAGGGUAUGAACCCUGAGCAACUGAGCGUCAUCCACAGGGAGAGAGAAGAACAGCGUCUUGAGAGACAGAGACAACGAGAAGCUAAAAAGAUUCAGGAUGCAGCUUGGCAACUCCAGCUCCUGAAGCUGUCUAGAGAAGCAGAGGAGAAGGAGAGCAGAGCCGAGGAGCUGAGGAGAGAGAAGAGGAUUCAGACGGGCCGUUACAACAUGCAGCUGGCCGGAGAGCAACAGGCAUACCAGGAGUACCUGAACAAGAAGCUAUACACCAACAAACCCAGCAAGGACUACUUUUAUCAAUUCAACACCAGCUCCCGCUGACAACACCAUACACAGGCUUGUCUCUUUGUGACAAUCUGCUAAUAAAAUCUUUGAUUGUUAUACUCACACUCAAUA